AGAAGGCAGUGACCCCCAGGCAAGAGUAGCUCGAACAGGCCAAGACAAUAUGGAGAUAUAUAUCUGUGUGCGUGUUGCAAGUCCUCUUGUGAUUUUCUUUGACCAAGCCUUCCUGAUUUCAAGGUAAAAACUAAUCAAAAUUAAAUCUUAUUUCCCUUUUUGUAAACAACAUAGUCACCCUGGACUUCUACCUCAAGGCAUGGCUGGAAUAAUUCAAUUGCCCCAGAAAAUCCUCAUUUACUGUAUUAACAGCUUAAAUAAAAUCACUGCAGUGAAAGCACAUUCUUUUUUAAGCUCAUGUUGCAACAUUUCUGAGUCAAGAAAAUUUGUUUUGAACUCCCUGCAAGACAAAAAGGAACAAGUAUUGAAAGUAAAUCUACUAUAGACCUUCAAUAGAAAUUGAUUUUACAAAAGUGUUCAAAAACUGACACGCAGUAAAUAUGCUUUCACUGUCUUCUAAAUCAACACAUAGUUUACUACUGUUAGUUCAAAGAGGAAGUGAAAAGAGGAUGUGCAGGUUGAAAAAAAAUACUUAAGUAACAACAUUAGUUUCCUCCCAGCUUUGCUAGUCAGCGCAUGUAAAAAGAUGAGACUGACUCUGCUGGGGUCAAAUUCAGCGAUCUGGCAAAGCAUGAGACUCUCAGCAGCCGUCCUGUGUGCAGCGGCCAUGUUGCUAGGAGGGCAGAUUUGUGCAUCGCUCCCUGGAACCACGGUAGACCUUUCAUCAAGGAACCUCUCCUCUGUCCCAAAAGACCUGCCGCGAACCGCCGUCUCUGUAGACCUUUCCAAAAACCACAUACAUCAGGUUCACAAAGGAGACUUUAAAGGCGUCCCCAUGCUGGGGUUCCUGAACGUUUCAUGGAAUGGUUUGGAGCACAUCGAUGCAGAGACUUUUCGUGACACUCCGGACUUGGAGUAUCUGGAUCUGUCGCACAAUAGGCUGGCGAACCUUUCGGGACAACAGUACCUGGUUAACGUGGGAAACCUCAUGGAGCUAAACUUGGCCUGGAACACGUUUCUUAACAUGACGCUGGGGGAGGAGUUCAGCUUCUUAUUGAAGCUGAAAGGACUGACCCUUGGAGCCAAGAACAUUGGUGUUGGAGACUUCAGGAACAUCGCAGGCCUCAAACUGCAGAGUUUGACCCUUUUCAUGGAGGAUGAGCUUGGAUACGAAGUUGGAAGUCUGAUAAAUGUUAAUGCUAAAAGACUGACCAUAGUUUUUACUGAUCGAACAGUUAACUGUGACCUGAUCAGUGAUGCCCUGUUGGUUUUUGAUGAAGUGGAGAUUAGAAACUUGACUCAAGGCUUUGAUCUUUUAACCACACAGCUUAAAAAGAAACCAGAAUUCCGUACUUCUCAUCUGGCCGUCAACGACAUGGCAAUUGAAUGGAAGAAAUUAACUGAGUUUUUAAAUGUGGCUCUGCAAACUUCUAUUGUCCACAUAAGCUCCACAGAUACAACUAUAAACGAGCCACCUUAUUUUGACACCAAAGUGGUACAGACAGCAAGAACUAAGUCCUUAAAAAUAAGACGAGGAGUUGUCAGCACCUUCUUCUUCUCUCAGGUGGCAAUGUACAACUUUUUUAUCAACCUCCCAGUGCAAUUUAUGGCUAUCCUGGAGACUUCAAUCAUACACAUGACAUGUCCGAAGAAGCAGAGUCCAGUUGUUGAGCUUGACUUCUCCUCUUGCGCCCUGUCCGACUCCCUCUUCUCCAGAAACAAAGGUCAGGAAACCAUUGAAUGUGAGACGCUCAGUAACUUGACAAAACUGUCGUUGGUCGACAACAAUCUGAAAAACAUUCAGCUGCUGAGUAAGCGCGUGCAGCACAUGAUCUCCCUGCAGCACCUUGACCUCAGCCUCAACUCUCUGGUUUACGACGGCUCGCUUUGCUUGUGGCCGCCCAGCCUAACCGUCAUGAACCUGUCCUCCGGAGGCCUGACAGAACGAGUGUUUGAAUGUCUCCCACUAGGACUGGAACAACUGGACCUCCAGAACAACCAGAUCUCGGUGGUACCAACAUCCGUCUUCAAACUGACAAAUCUCUCUACACUCAAUCUUAACUCGAACAGGCUGCGGGACCUGCCGGGGUGUGAUAUCUUCCCCUUGCUGAAUGAGCUUUUGCUCAAGUCGAAUUCUCUUCACGCCCCUUCUGUGAACAAAUUGGCAAGUUGUCCAAAUUUGAAGACCUUGGAUGUCAGCCACAACCCUUUUACCUGCACCUGCGCUCUGAGGGAUUUCAUUAGAGUUGCUAUCAGUACUGAAAAUGCAAGAAGUCCUGUUGAGCUGUUGAAUUGGCCUGUAGACUAUUAUUGCACAUACCCAGAAGAACUUAGAGAUUCCCACUUAAAAGACUUCUGGUUGCCAGAGGUCUCCUGUAAUGCCGGCCUUCUUGCAGCCACCAUUUUGGUCCCUGCAGGGGUGCUGAUAAUCAGCGUUGUGUUUCUGUGCCACCAUCUAGACAUUCCCUGGUACAUGAGUAUGAUCUGGCAGUGGGUGAGGGCCAAACAUCGUGCAAGAACUCGACAAGUUCGGCCUGAAGAUCUCCUGGGGGUUGAGUUCCACGCCUUUGUGUCGUACAGUCAGCAUGAUGUGGACUGGGUGAAAAAUGUUCUUCUUCCUAACCUUGAGGGUUCCACCGGAGGGCUCAGAAUCUGCCAUCACGAAAAAAACUUUGUGCCCGGGAAGACGAUCGUGGAGAACAUCAUGGCAUGUGUGGAAAAAAGCCGCCGCUCGGUAUUCGUUCUCUCUGCUCACUUUGUGAAGAGCGAAUGGUGCCAUUAUGAGCUCUACUUUGCCAGCCAUCAAGGCCUCUCUCUGGGCACAGAUGGCAUUGUGCUGGUGCUGCUCGAGCCUCUGCCUCAAUACCUCAUUCCCAACAAGUACUAUCAACUAAAGGCCAUGAUGCGUCGCCACACCUAUCUGGAGUGGCCCCAGGACAGAGCCAAGCACAGGCUGUUCUGGGCUAACCUCAGAGCUGCCCUGCAAGCUGACCUGCCUAACCUUCCAGUCACAGACUUGGAGGACUAACUGAGUCAGUGUGAAAGGAGGAACUGAAUCUGGACAACUGGGGAAACAGAAGAGACGACCAAAGGAAAUGAGAACUCUUUUUUUGUAUGUUUGCCU
Oryzias melastigma (Indian medaka) is the source of this 3124-nucleotide messenger RNA. It is a transcript of the gene tlr1, whose product is annotated as toll-like receptor 1. Gene Ontology annotation, cellular component: membrane. NCBI's taxonomy places the organism in Eukaryota, Metazoa, Chordata, Actinopteri, Beloniformes, Adrianichthyidae. Gene Ontology annotation, biological process: immune response; inflammatory response; toll-like receptor signaling pathway. The transcript is spliced from 2 exons. The record is from RefSeq and is a predicted model, not a curated record. Gene Ontology annotation, molecular function: transmembrane signaling receptor activity; protein binding. Bases 587 to 3028 code for a protein of 813 amino acids.